AUGGUAAGAAAUAUCCCAACAAGCAAAACUCCUACAAACAACCCACUACUAUCACGAUCAUUCAUCUUUGCUUUUAUCCUAUCAACUAUCACAAUUAUAUCACUUCUUUGUGCCAAAAAGAAAAAAAAACGAGCUCCGCCAUUAAAUAAUCCGGCAAGAAAAAUCAGCGAGAAUACUAAAUUACUUGUCUCGACAACAAACAAACGCACAAGCGAGGUGGCACACGUCAAAACUGAAGAUAAAACCGGCAAUCCUCCGCCACUGGAACCACCAACACCUCAACAAAAAGAACUUCCACCGCCACCACGACUGGCCAGCAUACGGGCGUCAUCUUACCAUGUGGGGCCGAGCUCAAAUACAUCUCAUGGUGCUAAAUUGACAUCGAGUAUGAGCAUGAGACUAUCAGGGAGAUUAAAAGGGCUCAAGAAAGGUUCAAAGAAAGAAAAUGAUAACGGUAAAGAUAAAGAAUAUGAUACGGAUAAAUUGCAACGUGAGGAUUCGGUUUGGAAAAAGAGGAUAAUUCUUGGAGAAAAAUGUCGGGUACCUGAUGAGGAUGAAGAUGAUAUUAUUUAUGACGAACAUGGGAUGAGGAUCACUACGUUUCAUGGGAAACAAUCGGGCUUGUCGAUUUCUCGACAGAGUUCAGAUGCCAGUCAAAAUGUCAUACAUAUUCAAAACCAGAAUCGGUAG
Messenger RNA from Lactuca virosa, 690 nucleotides. NCBI's taxonomy places the organism in Eukaryota, Viridiplantae, Streptophyta, Magnoliopsida, Asterales, Asteraceae. The record is from the annotation of a GenBank genome assembly.